AAACCUUUAAGUAUACGGAGUGUCCACUUGAACCCGAAAGCCCACCCGGUGGUCUUCUACUUUGCCUUUGCUUGUUGCUUUAGGAAUAAAAAGUAUAAUAAAAUAUCUAAGACUUCUCUCUGAUUUUGACUGGCUAGUAUUCAACGGGCAUUUUCCAUCUUACAGACUUUAACUCGUGAUUCUCUCUGUUUUGUUCUGUUUCUUUGUUUUGUUCUUGCUCUGAUUCUUUCUUGAUUUCUUGGAGUUGGUUUUCCCCAGUCAUCUGCAAAAAGGGGGAGAAGUUUUGAUCUUGCUGUUUGGAGUAAUGGUGGGUGCUCUGUUUGUUGUUGGCUCAUCGGUGAUAGAUUCAUGUUUAUGUUUGGAUGCUCACACGAGGAGCAAGAAGAUCUAUGGCAGUGCAAGAAAGUUGGAACUAGGGAGCUCUUUUACUGGUUCUAGCAUUGUUUUUAGGCUUACUUCGAGGCGUGUACCAAGGAUUUCGAACCGGAGAAGCAAAAGGAAGCUCUUGAUUGUGAAUGAGGACGUUGCUGGGAACUAUGAUGAUACCUUUGGGGAUGUCAAAACGCAACUUGUCAACUAUUUCACAUACAAAGCUGUGAGGACGGUUCUUCAUCAGCUAUAUGAAAUGAAUCCUCCUCAAUACACUUGGUUCUAUAAUUAUGUCGUAUCAAACAGACCAACCGAUGGUAAACGAUUCCUCCGCAAACUCGGCAAGGAAAAUCAGGAGCUUGCAGAAAGAGUGAUGAUCACGCGUCUCCACUUGUAUGGAAAGUGGAUCAAGAAAUGUGACCAUGGGAAGAUAUACCAAGAUAUAUCAGAUGAGAACUUGGCUUUGAUGCGUGAACGCCUCAUGGAGACGGUGAUCUGGCCUUCUGAUGACUCAAACUCCGAGGUUAUUGGCUGAAGAAGGAUGUCACACCACAGCCAUUUGCUUCGUCAACUCGCUUCAGAAGUUUUAGGAACUUGAGUUUUUUUCUUUAGUUUGAUUUACAUAUAAUCAUACAGUCAUUGAGCAUUGUGUAUAUCAGUAUAUGUAUCUAUUCUUUCUUGGCAUGUACUACAUCCCUUCUUUGUGCUCGGACACUUUCUC
Molecule: messenger RNA, 1090 nt
Organism: Eruca vesicaria subsp. sativa (arugula)
Lineage: Eukaryota; Viridiplantae; Streptophyta; Magnoliopsida; Brassicales; Brassicaceae
Source: the annotation of a GenBank genome assembly